This is a messenger RNA of Odontomachus brunneus, 1453 nucleotides long. RefSeq lists its product as uncharacterized. The transcript has 5 exons. The record is from RefSeq and is a predicted model, not a curated record. NCBI's taxonomy places the organism in Eukaryota, Metazoa, Arthropoda, Insecta, Hymenoptera, Formicidae. Gene Ontology annotation, cellular component: membrane. Bases 380 to 871 code for a protein of 163 amino acids.
CAAAAGACCAUGAAAAUAUGCAAGAUGCAAAUCGACAUAAUUAUGCUGUUACGUCGCGAGUAAUACAUUGCUCUAAAUAAGAAAUUUAUUGCGUCGCGUUUGACCUUCUGAAAAUAUUUCACUGCUAUUCAAAAUUACGUUUCAAAAGAUGAUCUUCGAUAUGACAAUUUGUGUUGUAAAUCACACGCAGGUGAAAACCGCGGUAUGCUUAUACCGAUUAUAGUGCAUACGUAUCGUCGAAAAAUGUGUGACUGUAUGAUAUCACCAAUGACGUCAUCCUCGGUUCGCGCUCGACGCGCAACGCUUCAGUCAAUUGCCGACGGUUGAUGUGUAACAACGUGCCUUCUCUCUUCAGAACUGACCCCACAACGAGACAACAAUGUCCCACAACGUGACGAUAAGGACGCAAACGGUGACGACCACUUCUGGCUCAGCCUCUGCGUACUAUGUCAACUCUGGUUACUUGAAAUCUUGGAACGGUAUUUGCAAGCUCCUACAACUGGUGUUGGGUGUAGUAUGCGUGGGAAUUUCCAGUUCCGAAUUUCAUAAACACUAUAAUCAUCGGAGCUCGAACGAAAUGUUUUUUAUACUCAUGGCGACUACCUUUAUGAUCGGUACUUUCAUCAUCCUUCUCAGCUGCCUAGCGUCUCUUUCUACUGCAUCCAUUUUAAGUAAAACCAUUUACGAAUUCAUUUAUCACGCCAUUGCCUUUGGGCUAUUACUCGCGGCUUCGUUAACUUUGGUGACGUACAUCAGUAAAUAUAUGAGAAACUACGAGUUACUAUUAGCCGCUUCUGUCUGCGGUUUCAUAAACUCUGCUUUAUAUCUCAUCAGCGCGAUCAUCGCUCAUCGUGGUUAUAGGUCGAUCUAAGCGACUCAAGUGUGACUUCCUAAAUAAUACAACUUCCUCGAAAGUGGGAAUACAUUAUUUCCAGAAGGAAUUAUGACUUUUAUAAAUAUUUUGCGAACUCUGCUUAAGAAAUUAAAUCGGUGUGUAAGCUGCAGCAUGUACAACAUAUUAUGACUGUAUAAUAUCAUACAACGUUUCCAAUGAUAUCUUAAAACAUAUGAAAGACAUUUUACUGCUCCAUUUCAUGUGUUUCGUGAAAGUUCGUGCCAUUUACGCUUUGUACUUUUAUAUGUACAUUUAUUUUGUAUUUGUACACUUAUACUUUGUACUUUUAUACUAUAAUUACUGGCCCUUGAACGAAAUUGUGAAAUUAUUAUAUGAAUUAGGAGUUCUAAAUGUUAUCAAUUGUAAUUGUAAAUGUACACAAAAAUUUACGCUUUGAAAAAUCGUGACAGUUAUGCUUUGCAUAAUACAAAGUUACAAAGUCUACCUCGACACAUGUGAAAUUUUAUUGUGUACAUUUCGCAUACUAUGGUUUCACAAUGAUUGUGAUUUGUAACUAAUACUUUUGCGGAAUAAAUCUUAAUAUAUAUAUAUAUAUAU